Messenger RNA from Corylus avellana, 1370 nucleotides. RefSeq names its product Cytochrome b561/ferric reductase transmembrane protein family. The record is from RefSeq and is a predicted model, not a curated record. Lineage: Eukaryota; Viridiplantae; Streptophyta; Magnoliopsida; Fagales; Betulaceae. Gene Ontology annotation, molecular function: transmembrane monodehydroascorbate reductase activity; heme binding.
UGCAUUUUCUGGAAGAGUUAACACAAAUAGUUUUGUGUUAACUCUAUUUGAAAGCUCUCAUUGCCUCUGAAAUAAACUAUAUCAUAAAGCAUCUACCUUUCAUAAAGAAUGAAGGAAAGGUGGAGCCUAGAGAAGGAGAGAGAACAUUAGCAUAUAAGUAGCCAGGUUUAUGAUUAUAUUCUUGUUUUGCUUGGAGAUUGAAGAAUCAUGAAAAAUAUUCACAAGCUAGCACCUUUCUCCAUCCCUGCAUACUAUGUUGUUCUUCUACCCUUGGUUGGCUGUUCAUCCCAUGAUGAUGUGAAUCAAUCCAGCAUUAGCUUUAACAAGCUUAGUCCUCAGAUGACACAUGAUGUUACAAUUCAUGGGAUUCUCCUGUGGGUUUCACUGGGGUUCUUAAUGCCUAUUGGGAUACUUAUUAUCAGAAUGUCUAGUAGAGAAGAAACUGGAUCCAUGAGGGUCAAAGUCAUUUUCUAUCUCCAUGCUAUUUUGCAGACAUUUUCAGUGCUUCUUGGCACAGCUGGAGCUAUCAUGUCGAUCAAAAAAUUUGAUAAUGCAUUCAAUAACAGCCACCAAAUACUAGGUCUAGCUCUUUAUGGUGCUAUAUGGGUGCAAGCCUUGGUCGGAUUUUUCAGGCCUAAAAGGGGAAGGAAAGAAAGGAGCUUGUGGUACUUUGUGCAUUGGAUGCUUGGGACAGUAAUUUCUCUGGGUGUGAUCAUAAACAUCUACACAGGCAUAAAUGUGUACAUCAAGAAAACAUCAAGAAGUGCAACCCUUUGGACUAUACUUUUCACAGCAGAGGUCUCUGUCAUUGCUUUCUUAUACCUCUUGCAAGACAAGUGGGAGUAUCUGCAAAAGCAAGGUGUGAUUUUAGGCAAUGUACCCAUCACACUUCCCAAUCGAGAGAUUCCUGAAAGCCUCAACCAAAAGGAGUUGUUCCUUGAACCAUGUGGGAAGGUCAAUGCACUUCAGAAUUUGUUUGACUGAUAUGGGAUUCUUUAUUACCUUUUUUUCUUUUAGGUUUUGCUCAUUUGAACUUUGUUUUUUGAUGUCUGCACUUUAUGGUAGUGGAAGGUGAUUUCACAAAAGAUUGCACUAAUGGUAAUGGAGUGCAUGCAUCAAAAAGUAGAGUACAAACUGUGCAUCCAACUAUGUCAAGGAUUGAAUUAGAAAAGAAGAAAAAAAAAAAAACUAUGUCAAGGAUUUUCUUUUUCAUAUGACCCCUACAGGUGUAUAUCUUUGAUGUGAUUAGGGGGGAAUUUUGGGUGUUUUUUUGCAUAUGGAUUAAGAGAUAGAUAGAUGAUUAUGUAGUGCUUUGUAUGAGAAUGCUAUGAAGUUUGUAAUUAAGCAUAUUUAUGUAACACUGUAUUGAA